Brassica napus (rape) is the source of this 1852-nucleotide messenger RNA. RefSeq names its product dihydrolipoyllysine-residue succinyltransferase component of 2-oxoglutarate dehydrogenase complex 1, mitochondrial-like. Gene Ontology annotation, biological process: tricarboxylic acid cycle. Gene Ontology annotation, molecular function: dihydrolipoyllysine-residue succinyltransferase activity. Gene Ontology annotation, cellular component: oxoglutarate dehydrogenase complex. The transcript is spliced from 14 exons. The record is from RefSeq and is a predicted model, not a curated record. Lineage: Eukaryota; Viridiplantae; Streptophyta; Magnoliopsida; Brassicales; Brassicaceae. Bases 158 to 1636 code for a protein of 492 amino acids.
GCUUCGACACGUGUAAGAAUCCUGUGAAGUUGCCAUAUUCUCGCGACCUGCUCAAAAGCUCAGAAAAGUCAUACGCUUUUCCACCACCCAUCUCUCCUUGGAUUCUGCAAACCCUAACUUCCGAAUUUCUUCUCUGUCUCGUUUGAGAUUUGGUACGAUGAUGUUGCGUGCUGUCAUAAGGAGAGCCUCUUCUUCUGCUUCUUCGGGACUGGGAAAAUCACUGCAAUCAUCUCGCGUUGCAGCGUCUGCUCAAAGCUUUCACUCUGUUUCUUCAACACAGACUCUGGCUCUGCCUCUGCCUCGUGGAACCCAUUCUCGUAGCUUCCAUCAUCAUCGUUCUUGUCCAGGGUGUCCAGACUGCUCCAGGACUGUUUCCAGCAGCUUCCGAGGCACAACCCUGCAAAGAUGGGUCAGGCCCUUUUCAUCUGAUACUGGGGAUGUUGUUGAAGCCGUUGUGCCUCACAUGGGUGAAUCAAUCACCGAUGGAACCCUCGCCAGCUUUCUCAAGAAACCUGGUGACAGAGUAGAGGCUGAUGAGGCUAUUGCACAAAUUGAAACUGACAAAGUGACGAUAGAUAUUGCUAGCCCAGCAAGUGGUGUGAUCCAAGAGUUUCUUGUCAAGGAAGGAGAUACUGUAGAACCAGGAAACAAGGUAGCUAUCAUCUCAACCUCUGCAGACGCUGUCUCUCACGUUGCACCCUCAGAAAAGACAGCAGAGAAACCUGCUGCCAAGCCUUCCCCUCCUGCUGAGGAGCCCAAAGUUGAAAGUAGCAAAGUUGCGGAGAAGCCCAAGGCACCAUCACCUCCACCGCCGACUAAACAGUCAGCUAAAGAACCGCAGCUUCCUCCUAAGGAUAGGGAAAGACGGGUUCCUAUGACAAGACUUCGCAAGCGUGUGGCCACUAGGUUGAAAGACUCCCAAAACACUUUUGCCUUGCUUACAACUUUCAAUGAAGUUGAUAUGACUAAUCUGAUGAAGCUCCGGUCUCAAUACAAGGAUGCAUUCUUUGAAAAGCAUGGAGUGAAGUUGGGGCUUAUGUCUGGUUUCAUCAAAGUACGCUUGAAAAAGUUCCCUGGAUUAAUUAGCUUAUCAGAACUCCGCAGACAAAGUAAUCUUCUUAAACUGUUUUUGUUUCAGGCUGCUGUUAGUGCCCUCCAGCACCAACCAGUAGUAAAUGCGGUUAUCGAUGGAGAUGACAUCAUUUACAGAGACUACGUUGAUAUCAGUAUUGCCGUUGGUACCUCUAAGGGUCUUGUGGUUCCAGUCAUCAGAGGUGCUGACAAAAUGAACUUUGCUGACAUUGAGAAAACGAUAAACUCUCUAGCCAAGAAGGCUAAUGAAGGAACCAUAUCAAUCGACGAGAUGGCUGGAGGAUCAUUCACUGUAUCUAACGGUGGUGUCUAUGGAAGUCUCAUUAGCACUCCUAUCAUCAACCCUCCUCAGUCUGCUAUACUUGGAAUGCAUUCAAUCGUGCAACGUCCAAUGGUUGUGGGAGGAAGCGUGGUACCGAGGCCGAUGAUGUAUGUUGCGCUCACGUAUGAUCAUAGGCUGAUUGAUGGAAGAGAGGCUGUGUAUUUCUUGCGCCGUAUUAAGGAUGUUGUGGAAGAUCCUCAGAGGCUUCUUCUCGACAUAUGAUGACAGAAAGAUUCUGAGAAGACAGAAGAGAUCACAAGUCUCUUGGUCUUUAUUUCCUUUACAGAUUUGCUAUCUGAGAAAAAAAAAACUGAACUACUUUUUCGAGUUCCUACCGGGCUGGGAAAGCCUCGGUGUAUUGAGUUUAUUUAUUUUAUAUACAGUUUGAACAAAAUGUUACAAUUUUGACUAAAAUAAUGUCAUUGAUUUUUAUUGGGA